This is a messenger RNA of Funneliformis geosporum, 4566 nucleotides long. The record is from the annotation of a GenBank genome assembly. Lineage: Eukaryota; Fungi; Glomeromycota; Glomeromycetes; Glomerales; Glomeraceae.
AUGGCUUCGCAUUCAUUAGAGGUUUAUGGGAAAGGAACAGCAGUAUGGAUACAAAAUGAUAAAGAAGGCUGGAUCAGUGCACAACUGGUUUCAAAAGAAAUAUCCAAUGAUAAUGUAAAACUUGCAUUUUUAACAGACGACGGAAAGGACAUAGUAAUUACAACUACCUUGACUAAAUUGUCUCAAACAAAUAAUGCAGAAUUACCACCUCUGCGUAAUCCUCCUAUGCUUGAAUCUAGUGAUGACUUGACCAAUCUAAGUUAUCUUAAUGAACCUGCAGUCUUGAUUGCCACAAAUCCGUUUUCUUCUGUUUCUUUAUAUACGCAAGAUAUUAUUCAAGCAUAUUCUGGAAAACGACGUGGAGAAUUAGAACCACAUGUAUUUGCUAUUGCCGAAGAUGCUUAUCGAGCAAUGCUUAGGGAAAACCAAAAUCAAACAAUUGUUGUAUCGGGCGAAAGUGGUGCCGGUAAAACUGCCAGUGCCAAAUUUGUUAUGCGAUAUUUUGCAUCAGUUGACGAUAAAGAAAAACCACAUGAUGUAGUAAAGAAAACAAACACAGCUUCUGGCAUGAGUGAAGUCGAAGAGCAAAUGAUGGCUACCAAUCCUAUUAUGGAAUCUUUUGGUAAUGCGAAAACUACCAGAAAUGACAACAGUUCACGUUUCGGUAAAUACUUUGAGAUUCAAUUCGAUAAAAAUCAAAAUAUUAUUGGUGCCAAGAUUAGAACUUAUCUGUUGGAGCGGUCAAGGUUAGUUUAUCAACCGGAAACCGAAAGAAAUUAUCAUAUUUUUUAUCAGCUUUGUGCUGGUGCUCCACCAUCAGAAAAAAAGAAUCUUGAACUUGGUGACCAUAGCCAGUUUCAUUAUUUGAAUCAGGGUGGUUUAGGCACUAUUCAGGGUGUUGAUGAUGCUGCGGAAUUCGAGAUCACGCAGAAAGCUUUAUCCACUAUAGGGAUAACAAUUCAGAUUCAAUGGCAAAUUUUUAAACUUUGUGCUGCUCUUCUACAUAUCGGCAAUAUUCAAAUCACAGCAAGUCGUAAUGUAGCUAUGGUUUCUGAAACGGAUCAUGCACUUGUUACUGCAACAAGAUUGCUUGGUAUAAAAACUGCAGAUUUUAAAAAAUGGUUGGUUAAAAGACAAAUAGUUACCAGAACAGAUAAAAUUGUCACCGAUCUCAAUGCACAACAAGCCAACGUAGUAAGAGAUUCAGUUGCUAAAUACAUCUAUGCUAAUCUCUUCGAUUGGUUGGUUAAUAUAACAAAUGAAAGUUUAUCCAACGAAGAAGUCAUCAAAAAGUUAUCAAGUUUUAUUGGUGUUCUUGAUAUUUAUGGAUUUGAACAUUUUAAGAAAAAUUCUUUUGAACAAUUUUGCAUUAAUUAUGCGAAUGAAAAAUUACAACAACAGUUCAAUCAGCAUGUAUUUAAGUUAGAACAAGAGGAAUAUGUACGGGAAAAAAUUAAUUGGACUUUCAUUGAAUUCAGUGAUAAUCAAUCAUGUAUCGAUUUGAUUGAAGGUAAAAUAGGCAUUCUUUCUCUUUUAGAUGAGGAAAGUCGUUUACCAUCUGGCACCGAUAUUUCUUGGUGCAAUAAAUUAUAUCAACAUUUUGAUACAACUACACAUAAAAAAUAUUUUCAAAAGCCUCGAUUUUCCAACGCAGCUUUUACAAUUAGUCAUUAUGCACACGAUGUAUCUUACGAAGUGGAAAAUUUCUUGGAAAAAAAUAGAGAUACUGUGCCGGAUGAACAUCUCGCUUUAUUAAAGAAUACUGAUUUUGAAUUCUUAGAUGAUGUUUUAACUAAAGGAUCCGCCAUUGCACCUCCUGCAGCUAAGCCUGACACUAAACGUUCUAGUAUGAUUGCGAAGAAGCCUACAUUGGGUUCAAUAUUCAAAGCUUCAUUAAUUAGUCUCAUGGAAACUAUUAACUCUACAGAUGUUUCUUAUAUUCGAUGUAUUAAACCCAAUGAAGUUAAAGUAGCAUGGAAAUUUGAACCUCAAAUGGUUUUAGCUCAAUUGCGUGCAUGUGGUGUAUUGGAGACUAUUCGCAUUAGUUGUGCAGGUUACCCCUCACGAUGGACGUUUGAUGAAUUUGUCCAAAGAUUGUUGCAACCUCCUAAUAGAGAUACCAAAAAAUUAUGUUCUAUUAUUUUGAAUGCCUCCAUUAAAGUUCCUGAUAAGUUUCAAGUUGGCAUAACCAAGAUUUUUUUCCGCUCUGGCAUGUUGGCUUAUCUGGAAAAGCUUCGCCUGGAUAGACUUAACGAAUGUGUAACACUUAUGCAAAAGAACAUGUUGCGACAUAUGCAUCAAAAGAGAUAUCAACUCUUAAAAGCAAGCACUAUUAAGGUUCAAUCGCUGUAUAGAAGACGUGUAGCAAUGAUUGAGCUUAAACGUCGUCGCGAAGAAAAAGCAGCUAUUACCAUUCAGAAAUAUUGGAGGGGAUAUGUUCAACGAAAACGCUAUUUACGUGCCAAAAAGGCUAGUCAGAAGUUACAAAUUGCCGUUCGUGGUGUUAUCGCUCGACAGAAAUUCGAAAAUUUACGUCGCAACGUUUCGGCUACUCGUAUUCAAUCUGUUUAUCGUGGAUGGGUCGCACGUCGCGAGUAUAAGAAAACCUUGAAACAUAUUAUUUUUAUUCAAUCAUGCCUUCGUCGUCGCUUGGCAAGAGCUGAACUUAAGAAGAUGAAAGUUGAAGCACGUUCCGCCAAUCACUAUAAAGAGGUUUCAUAUAAACUUGAAAAUAAGGUUAUUGAACUUACACAGAACUUGGAACAAAAAUCUCAAGAAAAUAAGGCCUUAGAAGUUAGAACGGCAUCUUUAGAAGGUCAAGUCAAGUCAUGGAUGGAAAGGUAUGACAAAUUGGAAACUGAUUCCAGUAGUUUCAAAAGUUCAACGAAACAAAGUACUAUUGGAAUUGAUGAGUUCAAGUCUCUUCAAUCUGAGAAAGAAACACUUGAAUUUCGUUAUCGAACUUCUCUUGAGAACAUUAAGAAGCUAGAUACAGAGAUUCAACGUCUUACAAAUGAAAUAAGCAAAAAAGAUGAUGAAGUAGCACGACUCCGUGCAACUACAGCUAAAUAUAAAGGAGCUGAGGAUCCAGCUACGGUGCUCGCUUUGAAACAAGAGAUUUCUGCUCUUAGAGAACAGUUGGCUAAGGUUAAAAGCGGUAGAGGAACAUCGCCCCCACCACCACACCGUCAAGAAAAUGGUUUCUUGACAGCUGCUAACUCUUCUUCGCUGAAACCUCCAUCACAAAAACGAAGACCUCGGCGACAUAGCUCUGCUGAAUCCUGGGGACCAAAUGAGGUUACAAAACGCAAACCCAAAACAUCAGUUGAUUUAGUUAUGGCUGAAGCAAAGAAACCGGGAUUAAGACCUGUUUCAGUUUCAUAUACUCAAAUGAAUGUUCCAAAGAUUAGAUCCCCAGGCGGUCGUAUUCAUUUGCCGGGAGUUGAAAACGAUCCAGACGAGGAGAUCAUGAAACUUCUUGAAGAUGAAGAAACUCUUGAUGAUGAAAUUAUUAGUGGGCUUAUUAAAUCUUUGAAAAUACCACUUCCAAGUCUACAAAAUCCUCCAUCGCAGAAAGAAAUCCUUUUCCCUGCAAGACUUAUUAGUCUUCUGGCAAAGCAAAUGUGGAAAUUCGGGUUUAUAAAGGAAUCGGAAAGGUUAUUUGCUAAUGUAAUGAAAACUAUUCAAGAACAUGUAAUGGAUUAUGAAGGCGACGAAGCGAUCCUUCCCGGUGCAUAUUGGCUUUCUAAUGUGCAUGAAUUAUUAUCGUUUGCAAAUGCCGCUGAGAGAGAUAUGCUACGUGGAGUAAACCCGGCUUCUAAUUCGGGAGGAAAAAUGUUUGAAUGGCAUGAUUACGAAAGAUUGGUGUCCAUAGUAAAACAUGAUCUAGAGAGUCUUGAAUAUAAUAUUUAUCAUACAUGGAUGAAAGAACUUAAAAAGCGUUUACACAAAAUGGUUAUUCCGGCAGUAAUUGAAAGUCAAUCGUUACCCGGAUUUGUAACUAACGAGACUAAUAGGUUUAUUACAAAAUUCAUUACUGGACCUACAACUCCUGCUUUCAGUAUGGAUGAUCUUCUUAAUUUCUUGAAUAAAGUUUGGAAAGCUAUGAAAUCAUAUUACGUUGAAAUGUCGGUAAUUCAGCAAGUUGUUACGGAAUUGCUUAAACUUGUAGGAGUGACGUCUUUCAACGAUUUGUUAAUGAGAAUAGAAGAGUGGUGCAAGAGCCAUGAGAUGCCUGAAGGCACACUUCAACUGGAACAUUUAAUGCAAGCUACUAAAUUAUUGCAACUCAAAAAGGCAACUCUAGGAGAUAUUGAAAUUAUAUAUGAUGUUUGUUGGAUGUUGACUCCUACACAAAUUCAAAAGCUUAUAAGCCAUUAUUUCGUUGCAGACUACGAGAAUCCAAUAAGUCCGGAAAUUUUGAAAGCUGUGGCUAGUAAAGUUGUGGCAAAUGAUAAAACGGAUAUACUAAUGCUCGAUGCAACUCCUUUAGAGGAUUCUGGUCCAUUUGAAGUUCCCUCUCCACGCGAAGUGGCACCUCCUGAUAAUUACCUUCCUGCAUGGUAA